Hordeum vulgare subsp. vulgare (domesticated barley) is the source of this 2553-nucleotide messenger RNA. Its product is annotated as nuclear pore complex protein NUP98A-like. Gene Ontology annotation, cellular component: nuclear pore cytoplasmic filaments; nuclear pore. Gene Ontology annotation, biological process: protein import into nucleus; post-transcriptional tethering of RNA polymerase II gene DNA at nuclear periphery; RNA export from nucleus. The coding region runs from base 102 to 2327 and encodes 741 amino acids. Lineage: Eukaryota; Viridiplantae; Streptophyta; Magnoliopsida; Poales; Poaceae. Gene Ontology annotation, molecular function: structural constituent of nuclear pore. The transcript has 9 exons. The record is from RefSeq and is a predicted model, not a curated record.
GCGCGCCGCCUCGUCUCCCUCCACCCGGACGGCGGAGGACUUCCGCGCCGUCGCGUCGCGCCGCCCCUCCGAUCGGACCGCCGCCGUCCUUCCCUUCCUUUAUGAUGGGUUCUUCAUCUUGGUUUACUCCCCCACCAGCCUUUGGGUCAGUCAUGGCCUCUUCAUCAUCAUUGUUCUCCACGCCGACCUCUGGUGCAGCCAUGGGCUCUUCUCCAUCCCCGUUUGGUUCCACGCCGGUCUCUGGUGCAGCCAUGGGCUCUGCUCCAUCCCCGUCUGGUUCCACGCCGACCUCUGGUGCAUCCAUGGUCUCUGCUCCAUCCAAGUUUGGUUCCACGCCGACCUCUGGUGUGGCCAUGGGCUCUUCUCCAUCCCGGUUUGGUUCCACGCCAGUCUCUGGUGCAGCCAUGGGCUCUGUUCCAUCCCCGUUUGGUUCCACGCCAGUCUCUGGUGCAGCCAUGGGCUCUGUUCCAGCCCCGUUUGGUUCCACGCCGGUCUCUGGUGCAGCCAUGGGCUUUGCUCCAUCCCCGUUUGGUUCCACGCCGACCUCUGGUGCAGCCAUGGGCUCUUCUCCAUCCCCGUUUGGUUCCACGCCAGUCUCUGGUGCAGCCAUGGGCUCUGCUCCAUCCCCGUUUGGUUCCACGCCGGCAGCCACGGGCUUUUUUCCAUCCUCGUUUGGUUCCACGCCGGCCUCUGGUGCAGCCAUGGGCUCCUCUUCAUCUUGGUGUGGCCCGGCAUUUGGGCGAUCCCAUAAUGCUUUCGGGCAUCCCAUGCCCCAUCAGCCACCUUUUUCAUCCAACACACCAUUUAGCUCUACAACAGGCCAACAUUAUUCAUAUGUUCCUACCUUUGGGGUGCGAUCUGCGCCUUCAUUUGGGCCCUUUGGUCGAGUGUCUCAAAAAGGCAGCAGGGUUUCUGCUUAUACCAGGACUCCUGGUGAUGAUCCUGAACGUAGUAAUUACCUCGCAUCUAUUUCAGCAAUGCCGAUAUUCAAGGGAAAAUCUCACGAGGAGCUUCGAUAUGAAGAUUAUAAGAAAGGAGACAAAGGUGAUUUCAGCUUACAGGAGAGCAGAGUUCCUUGGGCUUAUCAUUCCUGGCAGCCCCAGCCCCCAGUGAAUGCCUUCAUAAAUCCUGUCAAGCCAUCCUCGUUUUCAUACCCUCCCGAGCCAUCCUCAGCACCUGUGGGACUGCAAUCCUCAGCAUAUGGUACCACCAACCCAUUUUGGCUGCGCCCUCCAGGACCCCAGUCACCAUUAGUCUCAUACCGUCCCGAGCCAAUCGACAAGCCAUCGCUGUUUUCAGCCUCCCCUUUUGCACCAUCUACUACAUGUUGGGAAAACGUAUCAAAUAACACAGCGGCAUAUACAGCUCCUGCAUAUACAUCUUCUGCUCAAGGCCAUAUGUUUAGCCAAAAUUUGUUCCCUUCAAAAUCUACUGAAUCUGGAGGAAGUUUACUCAGCUCUUCGGCCACCCAUUCAGCACCAGCUCCAUCACCAAACGGUCAUUCCACUACUAUAAAUAUUGGUCAAGCUGAGAAAACUGUGGAGUUGGUACUACCAAUUGACAUUACUACUGUAAGGAUUAGAUUUUCUCCAAGGAAUGAUGAUACUGGCAGUCAUGCCACACAGGUUCAUCAUAAUGUUAAAGCUUCAGCAGCACCAGUGUCUUUCUGUAUCUAUCCUGGAGAGAACCAAGAGCUAACUAUCCGAUCAGUGGAGCAGCAUGAUAAGUGUCAAACUGGGAAACCAGCUAGUGCAGCAGGAUCCGCCAGGGAACAGAAAGUGUACAUCAAUGAUGCUGUCGUGAGUAGGACAAAUCCAUUGGAUCCUGUGACAACUCCUUCAUCUGGUGCCUCUGUGAGUGAGAGUGUGCUACCUCGGCUCUACAAGGCAGACUAUUACACCUCGCCGUCGAUCGCAGAGCUUGCUGCGCGAGAAAGCAACGAGCCAGGUUGCUGCUCACAUGUGAAGGACUUCACUGUCGGCAGGCAUGGCUACGGCAGCAUCAAGUUUGAUGGCGAAACUGAUGUGAGGAAGCUGGACAUCGCAUCCAUCGUGGAGUUCAAGUACCGCGAGAUCCUGGUCUACACAGAUGAGAGCAAGAGGCCUCCCGUGGGGCAGGAGCUCAACAAGCCUGCAGAGAUCACGCUCCUGAAUGUGAAAUGCGUCGAUAAGAAGACCGGGUUGCCGUUGACGGAGGGGCCAGAAGUCGACAGGUACAAGGAGAUCCUGGCGCAAUGGACCGAGAAGAAUGGCGCUGAAUUCCUGGCGUUUGAUGCCGUGAAGGGGGUGUGGAAGUUCAGGAUCAAGCACUUUAGUGCCAGUAGCUAGGUUCUUGGCAGUAGCAAGGUUCCAGUUGGAAGACAGGGGGAUACUAUGGCUCUGUGGCUAUGUAAAAAAAACACUCUGUUCCUGCAUCUUGUAGUGAGUCUCUUUGUUAGUCGACUGGCAGGUACAAUUUUAGGUGGGGGGUUUUGAGCUAUCGGAUAACUGUGGCUGGAGCAUAUUUGCUUGUUGGUCGUUGAACGAUGAUGAUAUCCACAGGUUUCUGGAAAAA